UAUACGUAGCUUAGCGUGUGGAGAGACAGAGUGAGUGAGUGAGUAAAAGAAAGAAAAGGAAGGGAAAUGGGGUGUGCUUCCUCUAAGGGUAUGGAUGUGGCAGCGGUCCCUUACCGGCCGGCGCCGACGAGCUUCGCGGUGUUCGACAUAAACGCGAUAGAGGAGCCAUGGCUGAAGCACCUGAACGAGACCUCCACCCAAAUCCACCAAGACAAAACCCCUCUCCCCGCUCCUAUCCUCCACAAACUCAACAUGCUCGACGCCACCGACGCCCCUCAAUCAUGGGAGGAGGUCAGCAAAACACUCCAAGACCUCAAACCCGUCAUCACCAAACCUCCUACCACCUCACCGCCUCCGCAGCCUCAACCUCAACCUCCGCAAAAAACUAACUCCUUCCACACACUCGAAGAGUUAGACUCCAAGUUAAAGCCCAAGCCCCAAGCAAAAGAGCCCGACGCAGUGAAGCCCGAAACAGUAAAACCCGUUGUGGCUAACGUGACCGUGGCGCGAGGGAGCAAGCUGAAGGACAACGUGUUCAUAGUGCGGGACAGGUUGGAGAGAGAGAAGGAGGAGAAGGAGUCGGCGUUCGAGCGGCUUCGGCGGGAUCCACUGAGCGCGUUUCCGGAGAAGUGUCCGCCGGGGGGGAGCGAGACGGUGGUGGUGUACACGACGUCGUUGCGGGGCGUGAGGAAGACGUUCGAGGACUGCAACAGGGUGCGCGACGUGCUGGAGACGCAGCGCGUGGUGUUCGACGAGCGCGACGUGUCGCUGCACGGGGAGUUUCUCCGGGAGGUGAAGGAGCUGGUGGGAGAGGCGGUGGCGCUUCCGCGGGUGUUCGUGAAGGGGAGGUACGUGGGGGGCUUGGAGGAGUUGGCGGAGCUGAACGAGACGGGUCGGCUGGGGAGGAUACAGAGGGCCACACGUAUGGAGAGGGGGAUUGGGAGGCAAACGUGUGGAGGAUGUGGUGGGGCCCGGUUUGUGCCUUGUUUGGAUUGUGGUGGGAGUUGCAAAGUUUUGGUGGAUGGAAUAGACAAACAGAGGUGUCCCAAGUGUAAUGAGAAUGGCUUGGUUCAUUGCCCUUCUUGUAUUUGACUCAUCCACCUUUUUCUUCAUAUUUCUACCUUUCUACACUCUUUCCUUUCCCAUCUUCAACUCUUUUAAUACUUUCCAACUUCCAUCCAAAUGUUACUGUUACAUUUCAUCA
Messenger RNA from Vigna angularis (adzuki bean), 1204 nucleotides. RefSeq lists its product as uncharacterized. The transcript has a single exon. Bases 67 to 1092 code for a protein of 341 amino acids. Lineage: Eukaryota; Viridiplantae; Streptophyta; Magnoliopsida; Fabales; Fabaceae. The record is from RefSeq and is a predicted model, not a curated record.